Dermacentor silvarum is the source of this 1067-nucleotide messenger RNA. RefSeq names its product thioredoxin domain-containing protein-like. Lineage: Eukaryota; Metazoa; Arthropoda; Arachnida; Ixodida; Ixodidae. Bases 109 to 1008 code for a protein of 299 amino acids. The transcript has 8 exons. The record is from RefSeq and is a predicted model, not a curated record.
CGGCCACCUGCUUCCUCCUGUCUUGUGUCGCGUUGGAAGAAAACGCAUGGCCCGACGCCUAGAUAGAAAAACACUGUUAAGUUCUCACGUGUAUGUAAGGUAUUUACCAUGUUCCACAGCGUGGUUGUGACACUAACUGUGCUCUUAGCAGCAAAAUGCGUGCUCGCUGUUUCCCCGGACUCGGAUCUUGAGAAAUUACUCAUUACUGUUGCAAAACACGAUCGCGUGAUCGUGAUAUUCACGCAAGAGUGCUGCACCUGCACGGAGUGCGUCGAACUUGAACAGAUCUUAAAUGCAAAACAGCAGGAGCUAAGCGAAGACUAUGGAGUUGGUGUUGUGAAAGUGGUUAGCAAACCGCAGAUUGAAGAACGUUACGGCGUCACGUCGCGCCCGUCGCUUGUCUUCUUUCGACAAUCGGUCCCUGCUCUUUUCGAAGGUCGCCACGACCCCGACAGCAUACUGGAAUGGAUCGGCCAGAGCUUGGAGCCUUCAGUAAAAGCUCUGGAUGACAAUUCUUUUGAGCAUCUUACACAGGCUGCGACAGGAGCCACUACAGGCAACUGGCUUGUGGUGUUCCACACAGACAAAUGCGUGAAAAACGAUUUGGCAACUGGCGUGCUGGAGGGGCUAUCGUCAAAGGUUAAAGGAACCACAAAUGUUGCCAAAGUUGACAUUGAUCAUUCUCCAGGCCUGGUGGAAAGGUUUUCGAUCAAGGAAUGCCCCACCAUUCUUUUCUUCCGGUUAGGUAAAAUGUACAAGUACAACCUUAAGAAGCUGGAGAUCAAAUCAUUGAAGAAUUUUGUGGAUGGCUUGUACAAAAACAUGAAGGCCCAUCCAGUGCCAGUGCUACAGACACCAUUCGACAAGUUGGUUGAAAAAAUUGCAGACUUUCUCAAGGAACACAGAAGAACUGUGAUGCUGGGAUUUGUGGCAUUUUUCUCUGUCACAUACACCAUAUACAAGGCUCUUUCACUUCGAAACACGCAGAAACAAGUAAAGAAGGAUUGAUCUUUGGACCUGCCUGUGCCUUACUGGCGGCUGUCAGAAUAAAAGCUUUGACAUGGUCA